This is a messenger RNA of Pediculus humanus corporis (human body louse), 3378 nucleotides long. Its product is annotated as period circadian protein, putative. The transcript is spliced from 17 exons. The record is from RefSeq and is a predicted model, not a curated record. NCBI's taxonomy places the organism in Eukaryota, Metazoa, Arthropoda, Insecta, Psocodea, Pediculidae. Gene Ontology annotation, molecular function: transcription corepressor binding; transcription cis-regulatory region binding. The coding region runs from base 1 to 3378 and encodes 1125 amino acids. Gene Ontology annotation, cellular component: nucleus; cytoplasm. Gene Ontology annotation, biological process: entrainment of circadian clock by photoperiod; circadian regulation of gene expression; negative regulation of transcription by RNA polymerase II.
AUGAUAAAUUACUACAGUCUUAGAUCUGAUCUCGAUCAACAAAGCGAAGCGGAAACGCAUAACACAAAAAUAUCAGAUUCCGGAUAUUCGACCGGAUGUUCAAACAGUCAAUCUCAAAGAAGCGGAAGUUCAAAAUCGAUACAUAGUAAUUCAGGUUCGAGUAAUAGUAGCGGUUAUGGGGGACUCCCCGUUGCAUCCGAUGAAUUUCCACAACCCCAUUCGUCAAAAUUUAAAAACAAAGAUCACAAAAAGAAAAAAAAUAAGACGCAAGAAACGAUAAACGGUAACGAAUGUAAAAAAAUGGAAGAUUCCAAUGAGAAAACGACAAAGGAUAUAAAUUCCGAUUUGACUGGAAGAUCACCGUCCAUUAACAAUCCCGUAUCAUCGACAAUAAAUAACACAAACAACAACAACAGCACAAACAACGCAAACAGCAACAGCAACAACAACAGCAAUUCCAUGACGGGAAUUGUCGUCAAUGCAAAUUUAAAAACGGGAAAAAAUACCAACAACAUGAGUGAUGGUGAGUUAGAAAAUAAUUUGAAAUCAUCCAUCGAUUUAGAGGAAACAAUAGAAACACCCGAAUCAUUAUUCGAUAGAUUAAAAAGAGAACCUUCGACAAUCGUUAACGGACAAUUUUGUUUGGCUGUAUCAAUGCAAGAUGGAAAAGUACUAUAUACAACUCCAACACUUACCGAUGUUUUAGGUUUUCCAUGCGAUAUGUGGAUAGGUCGAUCAUUUAUUGAUUUCGUUCAUCAAAAAGAUAGAAUCGCAUUCGUUAAUCACAUAACAGUUGGAGUCGCCGGUCCGAUGGUAUCCAACGCCAUUCCUCAACCUUUUGGUAAAACCUGCAAAAUGUCAAACAAUACAUUUUUCUGUUGCCUUCGUAAAUAUCGCGGAUUGAAAACUUCCGGUUUUGGUGUCAAAGAUAAAGCCGUCGAAUAUGUACCGUUUAAAUUAUCUCUUUCGUUUAAAGAAGUCAGAGGUGAAAUUUCCGACACUCUUCUUUUCAUCACAGCAACACCCGUUAAAACGGCAUACAAUCGACCAGAUGAAGUGAGAGAUGCUCCAAAAUUCGUUACAAGACAUUUAGCCAACACGUUAUUAAUUCAUGUCGACGUGGAAGCUGUUUCGUAUUUAGGCUACCUACCUCAAGACAUGAUAGGACGAUCCGUAUUUGAUUUUUAUCAUCCGGAAGAUUUGCCAUUAUUAAAAGAAAUUUAUGAAUCUGUUUUAGAAGUGCAAGGAUCGACGUAUAAAAGUAAACCAUAUCGUUUUCGAACUCAAAAUGGAGGUUUUGUUUUAUUAGAAACGGAAUGGUCAAGUUUUAUAAAUCCCUGGUCGAACAAAUUAGAAUUUGCCAUUGGACAACAUAGAUUAUUAAAAGGACCACCUAAUCCGAAUGUUUUUUCUACGCCCGACGAUCAUUCGCAAAUUUCUGAAGAAGUUAUGAAAAAAACCAAAACGAUUCAAGAUGAAAUCAAAAGAAUAUUAAGCGAACCGAUUUCUAGAAGUUCAGAAUCGGCAAAACAACAAGUUUCGAAAAGGUGUAAAGAUUUGGCAACGUUCAUGGAGUCGUUAAUGGACAAAAUAACAAAAUCGGAUCAAGGAAAAUUUGGUGAAAUUAAAUUAGAAGAUGCUAGUUUUUCGGAAAGAGAUUCGGUCAUGUUGGGUGAAAUAUCACCUCAUCACGACUAUUGCGAUUCGAAAUCAUCCUCGGAAACGCCACCAAGUUACAAUCAGCUCAAUUACAAUGAAAAUUUACAACGUUUUUUCAAUAGUAGACCAAGAACGAUGUCGGCAAGCGAAGAAAAUUUCGAUAUAAAAAAUACAUCACUUUUAGAAGAAGAAGGGAAAACAUCACCGGAAGUGGUCAACAACAAUGGCAAAUGCAGAUCUCCGAUUAACAGAAGUGGUACUUGUUCCGGAAGUGGUUCAGGACUGAGUAGUGCAUCCAAUUGUAUUAAUGGUACCAACAGCACCGAAACGAGUACUUCGAAGCAACAAGAUUACGAGCCAGUCACAGUAUUAACAGAAGCGGUAUUAUGCAGGCAUAACGAAGAUAUGGAAAAAGUUUUGAUAAAACGACAUAGAGACUUGAGAGUAAAAGAUGGUAAAAUAAACGAAAUACGUUUGAAAACGGUUAUUGAAAAACUACAGGAUCACUGCCAUGGAAUUAAACGAAGCGGUUCUUUAUCGUGGGAAGGGAAUAAAGUUUCCAAACACAGGCACACGGAAACAAAUGCUCAAAAUUCUUCAAAGAAUAAUAUAAACCCGGGGAAUACGAUAAAAAGACCAGAAGUUUCGAUUAAAACAAACGUGGACGAUGGAAACAGUCAUCAAGUAUUUAAACAAAAUCCAAAUAAUGUUAAUUUGUGGCCACCAUUUUCGGCUACAACAUUUAAUCAACCUCUUCCUUCUCACGCAACUUAUACGACAAGUAGCAGAGGAAUGCCCGUUGCUGGAAUGAUUCCAGUUUAUUAUAUAGCCACAAAUGGAAAUCCUUCAAUAAAUGUUUCACAAAAUAGUGUUAAUAUCAAUGGAAAUGAAAUAACCCAAAAUGAACAUUCAAGCCCUUCCAGUCCUCUCCUAAUGGGAGUACAAUUUAUGAAUGCGUUUCCAGUUUAUCCAACAAUGGGAUUUGGUACACCUUCGCUCAUGUAUUCUCCUCUUAUGAUGGCACCACAAAUACCACCUAGACAUCAAACCCAAGCUCAGAGUAGUAAAAAUACCAACGAAAAUGAAAAAGAAUCUGUCAAGUUUCAAAGACCUGCAUCUCAAGCAACUAGUGUUAAAGCAGAGCCAGGAUCAGCCAUGGGAAGCAUGAAAGAAGAGAAAUCCAUUGGUUCACCAGAUGUGGAUGAUUCCAUGUGUUUUUCACAAAAUAAAGAAAAUUCAAAGGAUGUUUCUGAUCUACCCAGAGACACAGGAACCGGAACUGGAGAUGAAAGUAGUUAUUCAUCAUAUUCAUCAUUUUUAAAAACUGAUGAUAGUAUGAGAAGUUCCGAAGAAACGGAAACAGGAUUAUUAAGAAAAGAUGGUGGUGAUUGGGAUGAUAUAAAAAAAGAUAAUAUUAUUUCCAGGCCAGUUAGAAAGGAACCACCAUGGCUUGAAAAAAUAAAUCUCACACCAGAUUUAGUAUUUAGGUAUCAACUUAACAAUAGGGAAGUGACAAAUGUUUUAAAAUCAGAUUUGGAAGUACUUAAAACAACAGAUCAACCUAAAUUAGUUGAUGAACAACUUCAACAAUUAUAUGUAGAUUUAGAAUUGGAAGGUUUAUCAGCAAAAUUAAAAUUUGAAGAAUGUUUGACAACAAGCAGUUGUAGUAGUGGAGAAGAAUUGCAAGGAGCUUGCCUACAAAAAGUAUGUCCAAAAUGA